AUGCCGCAGACGUACGCGGCGGACCUCUCGUCCAUGGCCCAAGCCGCCCAGUCCAAAGCGCACCAUGGCGUCGCCACCAAGCACACCAAGGCCGAUCCCGCCCUCUGCCCGACCGACGACGAGAACAAGAUGAUACCCAAAUCAAAAACCUUUUCCUUUGACUAUGCCUGGCGAUCAGGCGUCGCUGGAGGAGUUGCCGGUUGCGCUGCAAAAACUCUGGUCGCACCGCUCGAUAGAGUAAAGAUCCUCUUCCAGGCCAGCAACCCGCAGUUUGCCAAGUAUACCGGCUCGUCCUUUGGCGUCUUGUCGGCCAUGCGAGAUAUCUACGGCCACGAAGGCAGUCGCGGGCUAUUUCGCGGGCACUCGGCGACGCUUCUUCGAAUUUUCCCCUACGCCGGCAUCAAGUUCCUGGCCUAUGAGCAAAUACGAGCCGUUCUAAUCCCCAACAAAAAGUACGAGACACCCUUGCGCCGGCUUCUCAGCGGCAGUCUAGCGGGCGUCACUUCCGUCUUCUUCACAUACCCUCUCGAGGUGAUCCGAGUGCGCUUGGCCUUUGAGACCAAGUCGCAGGGCCGAUCGCCCCUCAUUUCCAUCUGCCGCCAAAUAUACAACGAGCAUCCCGUGGACAAGGCCGCCACGGCGAGGUUACCCAGCGCGCCAGGCAGCGUCGCCAACGAGUCGGCCAAAGUGGUUGAGAGCGUGACGCCACGCCGGGGACUGGUCAAUUUUUAUCGCGGCUUCUCCCCGACCAUCCUCGGCAUGCUCCCCUACGCCGGCAUGUCCUUCCUGACGCACGACACGGCCACUGACCUGCUGCGACAGCCCGCCCUUGCCGCCUACACCACCCUGCCGAAAAAGGCAAACCAUCCGCCGGGGAAGCCCGCAGCCCUGCGAUCUUGGGCGGAGCUGUGCGCGGGUGGCGUCGCCGGCCUGAUUUCACAAACGGCCUCGUACCCGCUCGAGGUGAUUCGUCGGCGAAUGCAGGUCGGCGGAGCCGUGGGCGACGGCCGCCGCUUGCGCAUUGGCGAAACGGCGGGCAUGAUCUUCAAAGAGCGCGGAUUCCGCGGCUUCUUUGUCGGGUUGACGAUUGGAUACGUCAAGGUGAUUCCUCUGGCGGCAGUGAGCUUCUAUACGUACGAGAGAAUGAAGCUCGUUCUUGGUAUUUAA
Messenger RNA from Cordyceps militaris CM01, 1167 nucleotides. Its product is annotated as mitochondrial carrier protein LEU5. The coding region runs from base 1 to 1167 and encodes 388 amino acids. The record is from RefSeq and is a predicted model, not a curated record. The transcript is spliced from 2 exons. Gene Ontology annotation, biological process: transmembrane transport. NCBI's taxonomy places the organism in Eukaryota, Fungi, Ascomycota, Sordariomycetes, Hypocreales, Cordycipitaceae.